GUCGCUGAGGCAGGAACUGCGCCAGUCCUGGGGCCAGACUGGCUGACACCCUCCUGCCAGGUGCCGGCAGCCAAGAUGGGGGCUUGGGCCCAGCUGUGGCCCCCCCUGCUGCUCAUGGGGCUGCUUGGUCGACCCCCGGGGGCCGAGGCACAGGCCCAGGUCUGCUCUGUGAGCAAGACCUUCUUCGAAGUGGAAGAGAACACGAACCUCACCGAGCCCCUGGUUGACAUCGACGUCCCGGACGGCCAGCAGGUGACCCUCGGAGCCUCGUCCACCCUCUUCGCGUUUCGGAUCGUGGGGAACCAGCUGUUUCUCAACGUGACUCCGGAUUACGAGGAGAACGCGCUGCUGCAGGCCCACCUGGAGUGCAAAAGUGGGGACACAGUGGUGACCCAGCUGAGGGUGUUCGUGGCGGUGCUGGACGUCAAUGACAACGCCCCCGUGUUUCCCUUCACAACCAAAGAGACAGCCGUGGAGGAGGACACCAAAGUGAACUCUACUGUCAUCGCUGAGACAGAACUGGAGGCCACGGACGAAGACCAAGAUGACAUCUUGUUCUAUACCCUCCAAGAAGUGACCCUGGGCGCCAGUGACUUCUUCUCCCUGGCGGGUGUAAACCGCCCCGCGCUGAGACUGGACCGGUCCCUGGACGUCUACAAGUGGCCAAACAUGACCUUCCGGCUGCUGGUGCGGGACACUGAGGAGGAGAACGCAGAGCCCAGCCACACGGCCACCGCCACCCUGGUGCUGACGGUGCUGCCAGCCGACCUGCGGCCCCCGUGGUUCCUGCCCUGCACCUUCUCGGAUGGCUACGUCUGCCUCGAGGCCCAGUACCACGGGGCUGUUCCCAUGGGACACAAGCUGCCGUCCCCGCUUGUCCUGCGUCCUGGGCCCAUCUACGCUGAGGAUGGGGACCGGGCCAUCAACCAGCGCAUCAUCUAUAGCAUCAUUAGGGGAAACGUGAAUGACACAUUUGCCCUCAGCCCAGAAUCGGGCAACCUCACCAUGGCCCAGAGCGUUCCCAGCCCGACGACCUUCCUCUUGGUGGUGAAGGCCGAGCAGGCCGACCUCGCCCGCUACUCCGUGACCCAAGUCACCGUGGAGGUCCUUGCUGCCACCGGGAGCCUGCCCCGCUUCCCCCAGAGCCUGUACCGUGGCACCCUGGCGCCAGGCUCUGGAGUGGGUGUUGCUGUCCAGGACGCAGCCGCCCCCUCUGAGGUCCUGAGGAUCCAGGCUGAGGACCCGGACUUCCCGGACUUCAACUCGGCCAUCACGUAUCGAGUCACCAACCACUCUGACUUCCGGAUGGACGGAGAGUUCCUGCUGACCACCACUUCGCUGGCACAGCUGGGGGUCUUCUAUGCAGAGGUGGAGGCCAACAACACAGUGACCUUGGGCACAGCAACCACGGUUGUUGAAAUACAAGUCUCCGAACAGGAGCCCCCGUCCACAGGUCCCCCAGGGGCUGGAGGAACAACUGAGCCCUCGAACAAUACCACUGUGGAAACCCCCAGGCCCACCGGGCCCUCUCAGGGACCCUCUACAACCAGCUCUGGGGGAAGCACAGGCCCUCGCCCACUCUCAGGUACCACUCUGAGGCCAACUGCCUCACCCACGCCUGAGGGGCCCCCCAGUGUGGGAAACAGCACCUCCUCCCAGCCAGCCACACCCGGCGGGGGCUCAGCACAGACCCCCAAGCCAGGAACCUCUCAGACGACGCCCCCCAGUGUGGGAAACAGCACCUUCUCCCAGCCAGCCUCACCCGGUGGGGGCUCAGCACAGACCCCAAAGCCAGGAACCUCUCGGACGACGCCCCCCAGUGUGGGAAACAGCACCUUCUCCCAGCCAGCCACACCCGGCGGGGGCUCAGCACAGACCCCCAAGCCAGGAACCUCUCAGACGACGCCCCCCGGGCCCAGCAGGAGCUCCCUGCCCUCAGGGAUUUCAGGUGGUGGCCUCGCUGAGGACAAGCGCUUCUCCGUGGGGGACAUGGCGACCCUGGGCGGGGUGCUGGGCGUGCUGCUGCUGCUGGCCCUAUUGGGACUGGCGGUCCUGGUCCAUAAGCACUACGGCCAGCGACUCAAGUGCUGCUCCCGCUUGGCUCUGGAUCACCAGCCCGGCGACUUUGACAACCAGGCCUUCCUCGAUGGCCAUGAUGGCCAUGAGGCCAACUGGGCACCCGCCCCCAGCCCUGGGCACAGCCCCAAGACUGCGGAGGCACCGCCCAGGGCCACGGAACCCGCGCCCCGCGAACCUCCUGCGCCCCCCAGCCCCGCACCCCGCAGCCGUGCCCCGGGGUCGCCUGCGGUCCCGGCUGGGGGAAGCCCCACCGCCGUGAGAUCCAUCCUGACCAAGGAGCGGCGGCCAGAGGGCGGCUACAAGGCGGUGUGGUUCGGUGAGGGCAUCGGAGCCGAGGCCAACGUGGUCGUCAACGCGCCCAGCACUGACGCGGACCGCGCCGGCGACUCGGGCAACGAGGGCAGCGGAGACGAGGACGCGGAGGCGGACUCGGGCCGGGGCGGGAGUCCCCACGACGGGAGUCUCCACGACGGGAGUCCCUACGACGGGAGUCUCCACGACGAGCCCGGCGCCGGUUCCACCUACAUCUAGCGCGCGCUUGGCCGCACUCCCCCGCCCUUCAUUGCGCAGAAUAAAGUGACACUUUCGAAUC
Lemur catta (Ring-tailed lemur) is the source of this 2671-nucleotide messenger RNA. It is a transcript of the gene CDHR5, whose product is annotated as cadherin related family member 5. Lineage: Eukaryota; Metazoa; Chordata; Mammalia; Primates; Lemuridae. The record is from RefSeq and is a predicted model, not a curated record. The transcript has 15 exons. Gene Ontology annotation, biological process: cell morphogenesis; adherens junction organization; calcium-dependent cell-cell adhesion. Bases 76 to 2610 code for a protein of 844 amino acids. Gene Ontology annotation, molecular function: calcium ion binding; cadherin binding. Gene Ontology annotation, cellular component: adherens junction; catenin complex; plasma membrane.